This is a messenger RNA of Paramecium sonneborni, 823 nucleotides long. The record is from the annotation of a GenBank genome assembly. NCBI's taxonomy places the organism in Eukaryota, Ciliophora, Oligohymenophorea, Peniculida, Parameciidae.
AUGAAGGCAUUAAAUUAUUUAUAAGAAAAAGCAGAAUAAGAGGACACUGGCUUUAUUCCAUUUAAAAAUGAAAGAGAUGAAUUAGGAAAUCUUAAAGGCUUGACAAAGAGAAGUAUUUCAAGAACGAAUAAUAAAAAAAGUGAACACAUCUUUGAUAGGACAACAUCAAAUACUUCUAAAACAUCUUAAAGGUAGAAAUUAAAUAAAAAAUUAUAAUAGAAAUAAAAAAGUAAGAUUUCUAAAAGAAAUUUAUUCAGCACAUGGAAAUUCUGAUUGGUGCAGUUUAACAAAUUUACGUAAGCUAGAUAAAAGAUUCUAAUUGAAUAUUGAUACAGAGUUCUAAGUUCAAAAACCACUUACAGGUUUGAAUCAAAAGUUAUAAUUUAAUGAAGGGAUUAUUAGAAAAUUUACUACAAACAUCUGUAAUUCACCUAGACUUGGUAAAAAAUAAAAAACUGAAAAUUCUAUUCCUCCUUUGGGUUAUUAUUAACCAUAAGAAAUUUUUAAAAAGUAACCUAUGCUCGUAUUCAUGGAUUAAUAAAUUUCAAUUAACAAUAGAUUAUCCUAACAUAAAUUCAGUAGAACUGAAGCAUCUACUGCUUAACCUGGCCUUAGGUAAAAAUAUUCACCAAAUAAACAUUCUCCAGUUCCCUAAGAAAUAUUACAGAAAGCUUUUAAGACAGAGAGAAUCAUAACUUAAGAAAAAUACAAAUAUAUUCCUUAAAUGGUUGAUGAAAAAAAUCUCGAUAAUAUAACAGCUAGAAUUAAUUUUAUUAGAUAAAAAAUCUAGCAUUCAAAAAUCAACAGUAUAUCGAAUUAAUGA